Nicotiana attenuata is the source of this 2571-nucleotide messenger RNA. Its product is annotated as phospholipase D alpha 1-like. The transcript is spliced from 5 exons. Bases 39 to 2501 code for a protein of 820 amino acids. Lineage: Eukaryota; Viridiplantae; Streptophyta; Magnoliopsida; Solanales; Solanaceae. Gene Ontology annotation, molecular function: D-type glycerophospholipase activity; calcium ion binding. Gene Ontology annotation, biological process: phosphatidylcholine metabolic process; phospholipid catabolic process. The record is from RefSeq and is a predicted model, not a curated record. Gene Ontology annotation, cellular component: plasma membrane.
AACACCUUCACGACAAAAACAACCUUUUUGAGGUGAAAAUGGGACCACGUUUGCUGCAUGGGACUCUUCAUGCUACCAUAUAUGAAGUUGAUAAGAUAAGGGGUGGCUGUGGUGAUUGUUGUGGCCCGACUGCAUCUCCCCAGAAAGUAUCAAGAAGAUUUCUAAACAAUGUCAAGAAAUUGUUCUUUUGUGCGCCAGAGAUUUCUGGUACAAAAUUCUAUGCAACAAUAGAUUUAGAUAAGGCAAGAGUUGGGAGGACCAGAAUCUUUGAAAAUGACCCUUCCAACCCUCGGUGGUAUGAAACAUUUCGUAUUUAUUGUGCACAUGAGAUUUCUAACAUCAUUUUUACAAUAAAAGAUGAGAAUCCUGUUAGCGCGACACUAAUUGGAAGAGCUUAUCUUCCUGUUGAGGAAGUCUUGAAUAGAUAUGUAGUCGAUAGAUGGGUACCAAUAGUAGAUGAAGACGGCUAUCCAAUAAGUGGUCGUUCAAAAAUCCAUGUAAGGUUGCAGUUCUUUAAUGUUAAACAAGACAGUAAUUGGUCUAGAGGAAUUAGUUCCGCGGCAUUUGGAGGAGUCCCUUAUACCUUCUUUAAAGAGAGACAAGGUUGUCAAGUUACACUCUAUCCUGAUGCAGACAUCUCAGAUGAUGAUAUCACAAACUAUCUCAAGUCUCAAGGACUUUUCGAACCUCAAAGAUGUUGGGAAGACAUUUUUGAUGCAAUCAACAAUGCAAAGCACUUAAUUUAUAUAGCUGGUUGGUCUGUAUAUACUAAAAUCACCUUGAUAAGAAACCCAAAGAGGCCAAAGAUCGGUGGAGACCUUACUCUUGGCGAGCUUCUUAAAAAGAAGGCGAGUGAGGGUGUUAAUGUUCUCUUGCUAAUUUGGGAUGACAGAACUUCAGUUGAGGUCUUAAAAAGAGAUGGACUAAUGUCAACCCAUGAUCAAGAAACUGCAGAGUAUUUUAAGAACACAGAAGUCCAUUGUUGUUUGUGUCCGCGCAACCCUGACAGUGGAAGGACUGUAACUCAGGGGUUUCAGGUUGGUACAAUGUUUACUCACCAUCAAAAGACUAUUGUGGUAGACAGUGAAAUUCCAGGAGGGAUGUCACAGAAAAGAAUGAUAGUUAGCUUUCUUGGUGGUAUUGAUCUUUGUGAUGGGCGAUAUGACACUCGUGAACACUCCUUAUUCAGGACAUUGGAUACAGUUCAUAAACAAGAUUUCCAUCAGCCUAAUUUUCCAGGGUCUUCAAUCGCGAAAGGUGGUCCAAGAGAGCCCUGGCAUGACAUUCAUUGCAGGCUAGAAGGACCUGUUGCUUGGGAUGCCUUGUAUAAUUUUGAGCAAAGGUGGCGAAAACAGAUUGGAAAUAGAUUUAUCUAUUCUAUGACUGAGCUUGAUAAAUUUAUUAUUCGUCCAACAGAGGUUACAGCAUCGAAGGAUAGAGAAACGUGGAACGUUCAGAUAUUUCGAUCCAUUGAUGGUGGUGCUGUUGUUGACUUCCCUGGAAAACCAGAAGAAGCUGCUGAAGUAGGCCUUGUUACCGGCAAGGAUAAUGUCAUUGAUCAAAGCAUCCAUGAUGCAUACAUUAGUGCCAUUCGUCGAGCUAAGAAUUUCAUUUACAUUGAAAACCAAUACUUUGUUGGAAGCUGCUAUGGUUGGAAACCAUCAGAAGAUAUAAAGCUCGAGGACAUCGGAGCUUUGCAUCUUAUCCCAAAGGAGCUCUCACUUAAGAUAGUGAGCAAGAUUCAAGCAGGAGAGAGAUUUACAGUUUACGUUGUUAUUCCAAUGUGGCCAGAAGGUAUACCAGAAAGUGAUUCAGUUCAGGCAAUUUUAGAUUGGCAAAGAAGGACAAUGGAAAUGAUGUAUACAGACAUAUGUAAUGCCCUUCAGGCUAAAGGAAUUACUAAUGCUGAUCCUAGAGAUUACUUGACAUUUUUCUGCCUUGGCAACCGUGAAGUCGAAAAGCCUGGAGAAUACAAACCUCCUGAGAAACCAGAUCCUGAUACUGAUUAUGCUAGAGCUCAAGAGUUCAGGCGUUUUAUGAUCUAUGUUCAUUCAAAAAUGAUGAUUGUUGAUGAUGAAUAUAUCAUAACUGGAUCCGCGAACAUAAAUCAAAGGUCAAUGGAUGGUGCAAGAGACUCAGAGAUCGCUAUGGGCGGCUACCAACCAUAUCAUCUUGCAGCUAAUCAACUACCAAGAGGAAAAAUAUAUGGUUUUCGAAUGGCAUUAUGGUGUGAGCAUCUGAACUAUGCAGAUGAUUCGUUUGUCGAUCCAACGAGUCUAGAAUGUGUUAGGAAAGUAAAUGGUAUGGCUGAUGAGAGUUGGAAGCUAUAUUCUAGUGAUACAUUUGAUUUAGAUCUUCCAGGCCACCUUCUUAGCUACCCUAUAAAUAUUUCAAACACUGGACAGAUUACAGCAAUUCCUGGAUUUAACUUCUUCCCAGACACAAAAGCUUCUGUUCUUGGCACCAAGUCUCAGUUACUACCACCUAUCCUCACUACAUGAUGUAUGUACACUUCUAGAAUGAUACCAACCAAGAACAUGUAAUAUCUGUAAAUGUGACACUUUGGAAUAA